UUUUCAUUUAGGUAGAAAUUUAUUGCUAAAUAAGGAAAAUAUUCUUCUCGUGCACUUGAAAAGUUGAAUCUACUUCCGAGAGCAGCCGCCGACGCCGACGCCGACGCCGACAAUCUUUCGCCGGACUAGUAUUCCUCGCUCCGCUCAGUAUUGUAUUGGUCGAGACAUAUGAAGAAGACGAAGAACCCAUUAGUUUUCUUGGAGGUUUCCAUUGAGGGGGAUACUGCUGAAAGAAUUGUUAUCGAGUUGUUUGCUGAUACUGUCCCUAAAACAGCAGAAAACUUCCGGGCGCUCUGCACAGGUGAGAAAGGUGUUGGAACUUCAACAGGGAAACCUCUUCACUACAAGGGCUGCACAUUUCAUCGCAUAAUUAAAGGAUUUAUGGCUCAAGGUGGCGAUUUUUCAAAAGGAAAUGGCACCGGUGGAGAGAGUAUUUAUGGAGGGAAAUUUGCGGAUGAGAAUUUCAAGUUGGAUCAUAGUGAGCCUGGUCUUCUCUCAAUGGCUAAUGGCGGUCCAAACACAAAUGGAUCUCAGUUCUUUAUAAUUUUUAAGCGGCAACCACAUCUUGAUGGAAAACAUGUUGUUUUUGGAAAGGUUGUGAAGGGACUGGAUAUUGUUAAGAAAAUGGAGCAGUUAGCGACAGCUGAUGGGAAACCAUCCGAAGUUGUAAAAAUUGUAGAUUGUGGUGAGAUGUCAGAUUCCAAAGUGCAGAAUUCAGUUGAAGCUGAGAAAGAAAAGAAGAAAAAAUCAGCAAGGGGCGAUCCAGGUAAUGAUGAUUCCAACGGUCAGACCAAAACAAAGCAGAAAGCGUCUGUGAAGGAUAAGAGGAGAAAAAGGAGCUAUUCUUCAUCCGAUUCUUCCAGCUCUGAUUCGGGUUCUGAUUCGUCUGAGACUGAUUCAUAUUCGGACUCUGAUUCAGAUUCUUCUUCGGCGUCCUAUUCUUCAACUUCAUCUAGUGACGGAGGACGGAAGAAGAAAAGGAAAGUGACAAAGAGGGGGAGGCGUCAACAUGGGAAGAAAAGGAGUGUUGGACACAGGGAGAAGCGAAAAGCUCAACGGGAUAGAAGAUCAAAACGAAAAUCUAAAAGGAACUUGGGAAGUUCUAGUGAAGCCAAUAGUAGUGGGAGCAGUAGUAGCAGCGGCAGCAGUUCCGAUGACGAACGCCGGGGCAGAUCUUCACGGAAGACGAAAGCUUUGUCUAAAGAAGAGAAGAAGCCAGCUCAAACUCUAGGGAAGGAGAAACAGUCGUCAGUUCCUACCAUAGGAUCUAUGGUUCAGCAAAAAGGUGAUGAUAGGCGACAUACCGGGGAUGACUCAUCGCAUGAAGAGGGUGAAUUUUCUCAAGAAAAUAUCAACCAUAAGGGUAAUGGCCAAGGGCAUGUCAACAAUGACAAAGAUGUUACAGGGUAUCAAUCUGAUCAUUCACGCAGAUCCAGGAGUUUGUCACCAAUUACUGGUGGGAAGCCAAGAUCUAGUCGUAGCAGCACUCCAAGCAGAAGUCCUAGAGUUCCUAAAGCAUCUGGUCGCCAAGUUGAGAAAAGUCCAUCAAGGAGUCCUGUAAGAAGUCCGCCUGUAAGCAAAGCCCCUCAAGCUUCUGUUUCUAAUCAUGGUCGGGAUUUGUCUCGAAGCCGCUCUCCUGGUGGAACUCAGAAGCGAGUCAGAAAAGGGCGCGGCUUUACUGAACGAUAUGCAUUUGUCAGAAAAUACCGCACACCAUCUCCAGAACGUUCACCUGAUAGAUCUUAUCGUUUCGGUGGAAGAAACACUCAGAGGAACAAUGACAGGUAUCCAAGCUACAGAGGUAGAUUCGAACGGUCACCACAAAGACGUUACAGGAGUCCGCCAAGAAGAGUAAGGAGCCCACCCAGAUAUGAGCGAAAGAGGAGUCGGAGCAGGAAUGCUUCUAGAAGCCCUGGUCCAUACCGUGGUCGUGGAAGGCACCAUAGCAGAAGCCCUAGUCCUGCAGAUAGGCGACCUCUGAUUAGUGAUAAGUUAAAGUCUCGCCUGGGCCCACAAAAGGACGAGCAUACCCCUAGAGGAAGGUCAAUUUCACGAAGUUCAUCUCGAUCUCGUUCUCGAUCUAGAUCAGCUGAUGGUGCUUCUAGAAAGCGUCCACGGAAAGUUUCACCAACUUCACCUAGAAGCUCGCGAUCCAGCCCUAGCCCUCCUCCCAUUGGACAACGGGGAUUAGUGUCGUAUGAUGACAUCAGUCCAGAUAAUAAUGGGGUCAAUUAGUUGGUUUUUUUUUCCUUCUUUUUCGUUGAUUGAAUAUUAUUUGAUUUUCUGUUGUAUUAUUGGUCAGAUAUUUCCUUUGUGUUCUGAAACUGAGCACUCGAAACCUUGGAUUUUUAUUGGCGCGGACCAGAGAUUUUAUUGUCGUGCAUUUGUUCGUUUCGGAU
Erythranthe guttata (spotted monkey flower) is the source of this 2399-nucleotide messenger RNA. RefSeq names its product Cyclophilin-like peptidyl-prolyl cis-trans isomerase family protein. Lineage: Eukaryota; Viridiplantae; Streptophyta; Magnoliopsida; Lamiales; Phrymaceae. Gene Ontology annotation, cellular component: cytoplasm. Gene Ontology annotation, molecular function: peptidyl-prolyl cis-trans isomerase activity; cyclosporin A binding. Gene Ontology annotation, biological process: protein peptidyl-prolyl isomerization; protein folding. The record is from RefSeq and is a predicted model, not a curated record.